Molecule: messenger RNA, 1216 nt
Organism: Photinus pyralis (common eastern firefly)
Lineage: Eukaryota; Metazoa; Arthropoda; Insecta; Coleoptera; Lampyridae
Product: polycomb complex protein BMI-1-like
Exons: 5
Coding region: 369-1043 (224 amino acids)
Biological process (GO): negative regulation of transcription by RNA polymerase II
Cellular component (GO): PRC1 complex
Molecular function (GO): promoter-specific chromatin binding
Source: RefSeq, a predicted model, not a curated record
CACUACGUAACAUACUGCGUUUGAUUUGUGGCAUGUUUUGUAAAAUAUUUACAUAACAAAUACGCUAUUUACAAGAUUUAUAUAAAAAAUAAGUAGCUGCUGUGUACUUUGGAGGUGCGUCCUACCGAAAUCAACGUCGUUUACGCGACCGAAAUUUGAAAAUCGUCCCCAAAAAGUGACGCCAUACUUCCAAAUUGGUAGCAUAACUGUCAAAGCGUUAACAUGGCUCACUGUCAAAUGAUAUAUUUACUUUAAGUAAACAAUAAUAUUUUAUUAACAAUUAACGGAAGGUCAUGGUUGCUACUUACCACCAAUAUGGAUAAAAGUGGAUGUAGAAAUUAAGCAGAAUGUAAGCCUUAUUACUAACAAUGCACCAAACACGAAGAGUACCAAUUGUGGAAUUAAAUAACUACUUAACAUGCAAGCUAUGCAGAGGUUACUUUAUUGAUGCGACGACAAUCAUCGAGUGUCUCCACACGUUUUGUCGCAGCUGUAUCGUUCAGUAUCUGGUGAAGAACAAGUAUUGUCCCGUUUGCGAUGUGCAGGUACACAAAACGAAGCCUUUACUUAACAUACGACCCGAUAAAACCCUGCAGGAUAUCGUCUACAAACUGGUACCACGUCUAUUUCAAAAUGAAAUGUGCAGGCGGCGCGAGUUUUACACGUCCCACCCGGACGCGCGACCCUCCGACCUGGAGCAGUGCGGCGAGGCGUCCUACCAGCACAUUCUCAGUCCGGACGAGACGAUCUGCCUCUCCUUAAAUUAUCACGACAGCAGCGGGCCUCCGAGGUAUCUACGAUGCCCGACGGCCGUGUCCGUGGUGCACCUGCAAAAGUUGUUAAGGUCUAAGUACGACCUUACCGAUCAUCACAGAGUAGAUAUUUUACACAAUCAAGAUUGCCUUAAUUCUCACCUUACUCUUAUCGAUAUAGCCUAUAUCUACCUGUGGAGGCGGGUAAGUAGCGGCCGUUUGUGUUCCGUGUCGCACAAGGCCACCUUAGACGCGAAAAGUAGGUUCCAAUGCAAUUAUAUGGAAAGUUAGCUUGAUCUCAAGAAUAUUGUAAGUUGUUCACGUACAGUAAGUCAAGUUGGGGGGAGUUCCACAAGGCUAUAUGAAAGGUUCAUUGCUGUUUGAAAAAUGUAUUCAAUUACAAUGCACUCGCAUUUGAGUAUUUAUUAAUAUUUCACCAGAAAUCCGGAAGUGUGAAAAUGUCA